Messenger RNA from Stomoxys calcitrans (stable fly), 819 nucleotides. RefSeq lists its product as uncharacterized. Lineage: Eukaryota; Metazoa; Arthropoda; Insecta; Diptera; Muscidae. The transcript is spliced from 5 exons. The coding region runs from base 35 to 751 and encodes 238 amino acids. The record is from RefSeq and is a predicted model, not a curated record.
UCUAUCGAAGUUGCUGUAUCUGCUGACCAUAUAUAUGUACAGUGUCGUUAAGGAGUUUCAAGGCAACCUGCGUUUCCGACUCUUCGUGUGGUAUUUGACUUCCGUGGUGAUGGGUCAUAGUUGGUUCAUAAUAUUUGUGAAUUUUAUCUGGAACUAUGAUGGUAUGGAGCUUGUAACCCGUGUCAUAGGAGUGUUUGGCUCAUACUUUAAUGUGACCAUAUUUCUUUCCAUGAAUGUUAUAUGUUUUGAGGUUUGGAUAACAUUUAAGGAGUUGUGGCAGAAGAAUGAAAAGAUACGCUAUGUGGUGUAUGCUAUUUACGUUUGGGGUGUACCAAUGAUGUUGUUUAUUGUGAAUUCAUUGGAACGAAGUAGAACAUUGUGUUUCUGUGUUGUGAUGUUUGCGUUAUUCUCAAGUUUUGUAACAUUUACUUGUGUGGUUUGUCACAUAAUCCGAAUUCGCAUAAGGAUAAUGAAUGCAGAAACAGCUAAAAGUGUUAUCGUAGAAACUACCAAAACGUUAUGCCGACUUUUUAUUAUGAUGGGUAUGCCAAGGAUUUUAUUAUUCAUACCCCUAUACGUCUGCAGAGAAAUCUACUUUGCCAUAUUUCUGUACACUUUUCUUGCACUGGAAGCACCGUUGAUAUUCAAAUUGUUUGUGCUAAAGGAAAAACCUUGGUCAUGGAUAAAAAGUCAAAUUAUGCAGUCCCCAUCUGAAACUAAAAGUCUUGAAUCAUCAGAUAUUCAAAUUUAAAACCGCCAACGUUCGAAAGCAACAAUAUAUAUUUUUUUUAAAUUUUUAACAUUAAAAAGUUGAAAAUA